AUGACGCCGGGCCGCAGAGACGCCGUGGAACAGUCAAGGGAAGCGAGGAAGGGCCGAGCCGACUGCCUCAGGACGAGCGCAUCGCGGCCGCCCCUCGCGCCCGAGCCGGGGAUCGGCCGCUGCCGCCGCCAGAAGGAGAGGGGGCUCCCUGUUCCCCCUCGUCAGCCUCACUCCGCCGCCGGCAGGAGGAGGGGGCGGCGGGAGGGAGUGUCUCCAGUGGCGGCCGCUAAGCGGCGUCUCGGCGCCAGGCCCCGCUGUCCUCCCUUGGCGGAACAAUGGCGGCCCCGGCCGCGAUCCACGCCGCGCGCGCGGACGCCGGGGAGGGCCGCGGGUCACGUGGGCGUUGGCGGGCGGUGCAUGGGUGUCACGUGCGGGCCAGUGGGGCGGGGCGGGAGCCGUGCGGGCGCGGGCGUGGCGGUUGCCGUUGGGGGUGACCCGUUGGGGUCUGGUGGAGGUGCCGGUCCUUUGGGCCGGUGACUCUGGACGCGAGCCUAGCAGGGGUUAACUGGAGGAAGUCUCCGCCGGGUGACUGGUGGCCCGCAGCUAGGAGACGUGGCGCUUUGAUAAGCUUCCCUGAGGAGAGGCCCAUAUGCUAAGAAAAUAAGGGUGACCUCCUACCAGCAGCCAGCAAGAAAGCAACACCCUCAGUCUGACAACCCAGAAAGAACUGAAUCCUGCCAACCACCAUGUGAGUUUGGAAACAUCUUUCUCUGGUUGAGCAUCAGAUGAGACCCCAGUGCUGGCUGACACCUUCUGAGAGACCCUAAUGCAAAGCAGCCAGUUAAGCUGUGUCCAUGUUCC
This is a messenger RNA of Equus quagga, 801 nucleotides long. Its product is annotated as translation initiation factor IF-2-like. Lineage: Eukaryota; Metazoa; Chordata; Mammalia; Perissodactyla; Equidae. The coding region runs from base 1 to 477 and encodes 158 amino acids. The record is from RefSeq and is a predicted model, not a curated record. The transcript is spliced from 2 exons.